Apis cerana (Asiatic honeybee) is the source of this 4133-nucleotide messenger RNA. Its product is annotated as X-linked retinitis pigmentosa GTPase regulator. The record is from RefSeq and is a predicted model, not a curated record. Lineage: Eukaryota; Metazoa; Arthropoda; Insecta; Hymenoptera; Apidae.
UUGAAAUUACAAAAUAGAUGAUUAGAAUUUAAAAAAAAAAUUUAAUUUUAUCUUUCUGAUGUAAUGAAAUAUUAAUCUGUAUAAAUCAUAAAUGAUAUUUUAAAAGAAAUUAAAAAAUAAAAAUUCGAAAGUGAUUGCUGGAAAAAAGCUUGGCGGAAGUAAUGCGGGUUUGAUUGAUUGAUAUGGGAGGAAAUAUCUAUUUUCACGCGUAUUUUUGUUUCUAGAGUGAUAUUUGUCCCAUAUAUUAAUCUGAUCCUGACAAAAAGAAAAUAAAAUCUACCGAAACGACGAUUUAAACCUCGAUACAUUAAUGGAUAGGAUCCAGAAUAUUCUAACGUAUCGAUAUGAUAUAAAAUUUUUUUUAUUUUCUUAUAAUAUUUCUUGUAAUUUGUGUAUAUGUGUAUAUUAAUUAUGAUUUGUAUCGAUAGUUUAAUUUUAGAAAUGUAAUUUUCAGUAAUUAAAAUAAUAAUUAUACGUAUAUGAAUAACUUAGACGUACUUUAGAUAUAUUAAUAUUAUAUCAAAAUAAUUAAUAAUUUCAACUUCCAGUCUUAGAUGAUUAUUUUAACAUAACUUCAUGAAUGAAAAUAAUUUUUACGAUUUUGAAUAUUCAAAUUAUAGCUUUUCUACUAUUAUGUAAUGUGUAGUGUCAAGAUUAUCAACGAACCGUUGAUAAACCGUUGAUGAAUGAAAAUAAUUUUUACGAUUUUGAAUAUUCAAAUUAUAGCUUUUCUACUAUUAUGUAAUGUGUAGUGUCAAGAUUAUCAACGAACCGUUGAUAAAUGGUGAUAAGCGAUCCUAACGAACCUCUCCUGUACUCGUAUGCAGUCCCUAAAGAUUUUUUUUUCAACGAUGAAUGAUAUAUAUCUUUCAAAUUUCGUUUGGUGCAAAUAUUUGGAUAUUUAUUUUUUGCAAUUUCGCUUUAAAGUAAAUACUAAAAAUGUUGAUUUUGAUAAUUGUCUUCUUAUAUUGUACUUUUAUUGUUAUAUUAAUUAAUUUUUUUUUUUUUUUGGAGAAAGUUUAUAUUAUUAGAUACUUACCUAUACUAGAAUUUUUUUUUUCGUAAAAGAAAAAUCUAAUUACAUGAUAUAUAAAAAUGUAUAAAUAAAAGAAAAGAAAUUUUUGAGUAAUAUAAUUAUAAUAUAAAAAAAUAUAAGAAAUAAGUGAAAAAGAAAAGAAAGAAUCAUAAAUUGUGUAAUGUUAUACUUAUUUCUGUUAAAAAAUAAUAAUAAUAAAAUAAAAUAUUCACAAUUGAAUGUUAAAUGAUAUUUGGAAGUGAUUUCGGCGUAAAUGGACGUGUGAAGGAAUUUGAAAUAGGCGUGUAUAAAUAAAUAAUUACUUAUUUUUUACUUACUAUUAUUAAUUUUUGCGAAAAAACAUUGACGAUGAACGAUCGUUUUCGUUCUUGCGAUAACUCGUCGAAACAUAUACGUUCAACGCGUGGUUGCCAUUAGAAAUUGAUUUCCAGUUGCCAAGCAACGUUCGGUUUAAGUUACCACCUUGAUAGCCAUGCUUAACCGGCGGUUAGUCGGUCGUAUGUUCCGCCGUAGAACGUUCGAGCAUGGGUCUGACGGAUUUGGAAACAAUACCUGAAACAGGGGCAGUAUUUACAAUCGGACGUAGUAGAUUCGCAGAUAAUGUUGCAUCUCACUUUUUCAUACGCAGAGAUCCAGUAAUUUCCAUUUCUUGUGGAGACGAACAUUCUGCAGUUAUUUGUCAAAGUGGCAGACUCUUCGUUUUCGGAAGUAACGAUUGGGGUCAGCUUGGUUUGGGUCAUAAAAGUCAUAUUAGUAAACCAUCUUGCGUAAAAGUUUUGAAACCCGAAAAGGUAACACACGUCGCAUGCGGACGAGCACACACGCUAAUUUGUACAGUAGCGGAAAAAAUUUUUGCCUGCGGCAGCGAUCAGGAAGGACAACUCGGUCGAGGAAUUUCCGCGAUAGGCGAUUCCACGUGCACUCCCGUAUUGGUAUACGAUUCGGGGCCAGAUGGAUCAAAGAUUGUUCAAAUAGUUGCGGGUUCCCAUCAUUCGCUCGCACUCACGAGCGAUGGUAGCGUCUUCGCAUGGGGUAGCAAUCUCGAAGGUCAACUAGGACUUCCGGAUAUAUCUGGCUUAGUGAACAAACCAACGAAAGUACAUAUUCCAGAACGUGUGAAACAAAUUAAUACGGGCUACUAUCAUUCUAUAUUUUUGACGGAAAAUGGUCUCGUUUACGUGUGUGGCGAAUCAGAAAGUGGAAAAUUAGGAAUCGAUAUCAAUUUUUCUACACAAAUUAUGCCCAAACAAAUGCAAUUACCAAGCCCUGUUAUAUAUGUAGCGUGUGGUGGUCAUCAUACCGUCAUUCUAACAGAAAAUAAUAAUUUGUAUUGCACCGGAAGUAAUUCGAGCGGUCAACUCGGUUUAGGAACAAAUGUAACGGAACUUCAUACACCGAAACUUCUUCCACAAGGCGUAUUAAAAAAUGAAAAAAUUAAUCGUAUUUCAUGCGGAGAAAGUCACACUGCUAUUCUUACUGAAUCUGGCAAACUUUAUACAUGUGGUGACGGAAGACAUGGAAAAUUAGGUUUGGAAGAAAAUGAAAACAAUGUCCACGAACUAACUUUUGUCCAAAGAUACAAAGAACUAUUUAUUUCGAACAUUUCAUGCGGUGGUUGUCAUACAAUUUUAAUUGGUCAGAGACGUGAAACAAAUCGUACUCAAAAAGAAAUGGAUAAUUCGCAAGUGGAACAUAUUCAAAAAAGAAAUGCAUUACCGCCAUUAAAAGUUCCAGUAAACAGGCUACAAAAUGAGAUUCGUGAUGAACGUAGUAACGAAAUAAUUAACGACCGAUUAAAUCUGAGAAAAAAUAUCACGGAAUCAGUAAUGAGUUCACAAGAAACGAUGGAAAUGGCCCCGCAAAAAAUUGAAGAAAAUAUAAAAUAUAUCGAGACUGAUGUUACAAAUAAUGUUAUACAUUCCAUGAGCAAUAUUCAGAUAUCAGACAGUCCCGAGAAUAAUACUAAAAAUCUUGAAAAAUCUAUUAACGAUAUAUCAGGGGAAAAAUCAAACGAAGAGAAAAUUGAAAUAAUAUCGGAAAAAUCGUCGAUUGACUUGGAAGAAUCUAAAAAAUUGGAAAUAGAAAAUGAAAAUGAAGAAUCAAAAAACGACGAUAAAAAAUCAGAAAUAAGAAUAGAUAUUGAGAAGAACGUCAAUGAAAAGUAUGAUUCAGAAUCGAUGAAUAGCGAUGAAAAUAAGAAAAAAAAGAAUGAUGAAACGAAUACAAGUGAACUUAUGACAAAAAAAAUAGAAUACGAUAAAGACAUUAAUAAUGAAAAUAAAGAUAUAACGGAUAAUAUGCAAAUUAAUAGUGAAGAUUUCAAAUCAGAAGCAAUGAAACUGCAAACGGAAUCGUAUAUUGGGAAUGAUAGCAAACAGGAGAUGAGUCCUGAGAAACAAAUAUCUUCUAUUUCAUCGGACUUCACAUCACCGGCAGAAGCACCGAAAUUAAAAGUUGAAAAUGAAAAUUCUUACAUCGAAAUAUCGUCGUCAAUGGAAAAUAAAGAUGAAAACGAUAAAAUAGAAAAAGAAACAAAUAUGGAAAAGGAUAUAAAUAAAAAAUUAGAAAUGAUAGAAGAAAAUGAGCCAGGAAAAUCGGAAAGAGGAGGAAAAUGUUCGAUGAAAAAUACAAAUUCAGGAUUGAGAGUUGAUACGGAGAAAAUGAUAAAAAUUGACAAACAGAACGAAGAGAAGAUUAUCGAAGAGGAGAAAUUGAAGAUCGAUAAUAAUGGUCAAGAUGACGCUGACGUUGUACAAUCGCCACCACCGAGAACUGGUAAAAUGGGGAAGAUAUUUAAAAAUAAAAAGCCGCAAACAAUGGAAAAUGGUAGCAGAAUAACUGGUACUGUGAAUCAAAAAUCUAAAUCAAAAACAUGUACUAUCCUGUGAUCAACAUGUUUUCAAAAAUGCAUCAUACUUUAUUACAUUUUUUACAAUAUGUGCAUAAUAAAUCAUAAAAUUGGGACCAAAAUAGAGGAUAUCAAAAAAAUUAUUUUAUUUGUAACAAAAGAUAAUUUUUCCCCCGUUCUUUUUUUUUUUUUUUAUAAAUGCAAUAACGCUUGUGUAUAUAAUGUUGAAUAACAUUGUAAUUAACGAUA